AUGACAAAUUUACGUUCCGUAUACUUCAAUCAACUCAAUGUAGCUAAUGAAACGCUGGUAAUACCAUCUGAAUUCUUUCGCUACAACAAACGUCUCGAAAAACUCACCAUCACUGAUUGCAACUUGCAAACUCUGCCUGAUUCAUUAUUCUGUGAUAAUCCUUACAUUCAGGUGAUUAACAUCUCACGAAAUUCCUUGCGAAAUCUCAAUUUUGAUGGAUCUUCCACACCAAAAUGUAACAACAAUGCAGAACAACUUAUAAUUUUUGAUUCAAGCUAUAAUAAAAUCCAAUUUAUUGCUGACAAUGAUUUAUCAAGAUUUGUUGCGAUUCGGCAGUUGCUAUUAGCACAUAAUCAAAUUGAUAAUAUCAAUCGCAAUGUUUUAAAAACUUGCACAUUACUGCAACAACUACAUAUCAAUAAUAAUUACAUCAAGGAAUUACCUAUUAUGCCAGAGACACUUAUCCAUCUCGAUGUUGCAUACAAUCGUCUAAGUAUUAUUCCAGCAACAAUAGCUAAUUUACCAAAUUUAUUAUUUCUGAAUAUAAGUGGCAAUGCUAUUGAUGCCAAUACUCCUUUUUCUAUGCAAGCUUCUACGCUGGAAAGUAUUGAUCUUAGUCGGAAUCGCUUUGAAGUUAUUCCGGAAAAUUUAUUCGCUAACAGUUGCGCAAGACUUCAACACUUAUUUAUGAGCAAUAAUCGCAUCACACAAUUGGAACCACGAAUUUUUCAAAAUUAUACAAAUUUAAUAACAGUAAGUUUUUCUUGGAGUUUUUAG
Molecule: messenger RNA, 777 nt
Organism: Thelazia callipaeda (thelaziosis nematode)
Lineage: Eukaryota; Metazoa; Nematoda; Chromadorea; Rhabditida; Thelaziidae
Source: the annotation of a GenBank genome assembly